CUUUUCUCACCAUUUGAAAUAUUAAAAUUGAGAACUUCACAAAAUGUGCAAGCGAAGGCCAGUGAGCGAGAGACAUGCAUAGUUAUUGACAGUGGGAGGUGGAAAACCGAGUUGACUCCCUCCCUUUCUACUUCUUAGAUAACCGACAGUGUGUGAAAUGAGGAAGAGAGUGGAGAGGAUCUCAGUAAUGCACUUAUGCACACAGAUAUAGGACAAGAAAACAUACACACCCAUGCAUUCUAAUGGACACGCAUUGCUGUUUUGAGACGCAAGAGCUGCUGCAGUUCCUGUUGUGUUUCAGUGUCAAUGGAAUACAGUGUAAAGUGCCGGCAGUACUCAGUCAUCUGAUCGUCUGAUCACUACACACACAGAGACAAAUAUACCUCUACACAUUUUUUCUGGGGAAGUCUGAGUUUUGGAAUAAUGACUGACUUCAGGAUGACCAAGAGUGGCCUUGUGUUCCUCAGUCCUCUGGCUGUUGCACAGGGUCAGAGGAGAAAACACAGCGAUAACUCGGACCUAUUUGCAAUGAUCGAGAGGAUCCAGGGCAGCAGAAUGGAUGAGCAGAGAUGCACUCUCCCUCCACCCCUCAAAACAGAGGAGGACUAUAUUCCUUACCCCAGCGUUCACGAGGUCCUGGGUCGUAAGAGCCCCUUUCCCCUAAUCCUGCUGCCUCAGUUCGGAGGCUACUGGAUUGAAGGGACCAAUCACAAACCAACUGCCACAGCUGAUCCUGAGCAGCAGCCAUGUGUUGCCUCCCACAUCAAGCUGGAGACCAAUAGCACAGCCAAGAUCUACAGGAAAGAGUUUAUGGGCAAGGAACAUUUCAACUACUACUCAAUGGACACUGCCCUGGGACACCUGGUCCUCUCCAUGAGGUAUGAAGUCAUCGGUGAACAGGAGCACCUUCGUUUGCUACUUAGGACCAAAUUAAAAACCCACCACGAUGUGAUUCCCAUUUCCUGCCUGACAGAGUUCCCCAACGUGGUCCAAAUGGCCAAGCUGGUGUUUGAAGAAGUAAAUGUGGACAGAUUUUACCCAGUCCUCUACCCAAAGGCCUCAAGGCUCAUUGUCACCUUUGAUGAGCAUGUUAUCAGCAACAACUUCAAGUUUGGAGUCAUAUACCAAAAGUUUGGCCAGACCACAGAAGAAGAACUGUUCGGCAACAACAAUGAGAGUCCUGCUUUUGUGGAGUUCUUGGAGUUUCUGGGAAAAAAGAUUGAGCUCCAUGACUUUAAAGGGUUCAGAGGGGGGCUGGAUGUCACCCACGGCCAGACUGGAACGGAGUCCGUCUACACUACCUUUCACAACAAGGAGAUCAUGUUCCAUGUGUCCACCAAGCUACCCUACAUUGAGGGAGACUCGCAACAGCUGCAGAGGAAAAGGCACAUUGGCAACGACAUCGUGGCCAUUUUGUUUCAGGAGGAAAACACGCCCUUUGUGCCAGACAUGAUAGCCUCCAACUUCCUGCAUGCCUAUGUGGUGGUGCAGGUGGAGAAUGCCUGCUCAGAAAACGUCACAUACAAGGUGUCUGUUACAGCGAGAGAUGAUGUGCCUUUCUUUGGACCUGCUCUACCAGACCCAGCCAUCUUUAAAAAGGGACAUGAGUUUCGUGAGUUCCUGUUCACCAAGCUGAUCAAUGCUGAGUUUGCCUGUUACAAGGCUGAGAAGUUUGCCAAGCUGGAGGAGCGCACAAGGUCGGCCCUACUGGAGACGCUGUAUGAGGAGCUACACAUCAACAGUCAGUCCAUGAUGGGCCUGGGAGGAGAAGAGGACAAACUGGAAAAUGGGGGUGGAGGGGGAGGGGGAUUCUUCGAGUCCUUUAAGCGGGUGAUCCGCAGCAGAAGCCAGUCAAUGGAUGCCAUGGGCCUCAGUAACAAGAAGCCACACACUGUCUCCACUAGUCUCAGCGGCAGCUUUACAGAGACCCCCAAAACCCCAGGGAUAUCAUUACUUGUCCCAGGGAAAAGUCCCAGUAGAUAUCACGGACGUCGCGGCAGUGCCAUAGGGAUAGGAACAAUAGAAGAGUCUCUGAUCAUUCCUGGGAAGAGCCCUACCAGGAAAAAGUCUGGGCCCUUCAGCUCCCGACGUAGCAGUGCCAUUGGGAUUGAGAACAUCCAGGAGGUACAGGAGAGGAGUCGGGAGGUAUCCCCCAGCACACAGAGGACUCCAGACAGUGGACACAUGUCUCAGGAUCCCAAAUCCGAGAACUCAUCUAAUCAGAGCUCACCAGAUAUGCCAACUACAAAAAACAGUUCGGCCAUGUGUUGCAGAGCUCCGUCCAUCCCUGAAGCCCAGGACCAUUCCCACUCCUCAUCCAAUGCCAGCAGCUUUGAAGAAUAUGACACUGGACUGGACAGUCUACCCUCUUCUGGAACACCACACAAGAGGGACUCAUUUGCAAACGUCUCCUGGGUAGAGGAUAGUGUGGGCAGUGCCAGUGCCCCCAGUCAGUCCAAGUCUUCUGCAUCUGCUCGGCACCAGCAGGAGGGCAAAGGUGUAGAGCUCAAAAGGGCAGAGAGUCGAGACCAGACAGAGCGGUCAAAAGACAAGUCAUUAUGGAAUUGUUAGCCUUUCCUAAUUGAUCACUACAUGGAUGUCCAUUAGAAGCAUUCCCAUAAAAGGCACCCCCUUGAGGAGAAUAAGCAAGUGCACUUGUUCUCCACCACAGACUUCGAGGAGGAGCAGAUCUAGUCCCUGGGACAGGCAGACUGACAGACCUGAUGUAGGCUAGUCUAGCCUGAACAGCCAUGUCCACUGCCACUUCCCAACGUCCCUCAUCCCAACUCCAUGUGGUUGACUCCGAGCAUGCUCAGAAGGGUGAGGGGGAGGAGUGGCCAACACCCCAAUCCAAAAGGAGUGUCACUCAAACAGCAUCGCCUCUUGUUGUUGUCUGUUGGCUCUCAUGCAUAAAUGUCUGCUCUUUGAAGCCUGUGUCUGUUCAUGCGGUUUCUCGUGGUAUUUCCUUGUCCUCUCAAUGGCAUUGUUUAUUGUUUUGUUUCAAAGGUGGAGGCAGGGGUAGAUCUUAAAGAGCCGACGGAUUUAUUCAUCAGGAUAUGAGUAGACAGUGUGAGACAUGGAAUUGGAAUUGUUCUGGAGCUGUCCUGAGACAUCCUCCUGUGGUCAUCGUGAUAUGAAGUUAUAUUAUUGCCCACCUCAUGGCCCACCAUGACACUGUCUGUGUGUUGCUGUCCUCUAUCCUCCCUUGUCACACCAAGCCUGGUGUUUUAUUAAUGGUCAGUUCUCAGUGUAAUGGUGGAUGUUGAAAUGUUUAGUAUGUGUUACGUGUUUUUGAAAGAAGGUACUAUUUGUUAUAAUGCUGCUGGUUUAUGAUUCCACUCAUGCUCAACUUAAAUCAUGUCUUUUUAAACUAGCAACUAAAAAAAUCUAUAGCUAAAGCUAAGCUACUGUCCAGUGAAUACUGUCUUCAGCUGUUAUUUAAAGGUUGACUUUGGAAAAAACCAACGGAAACUGUUGUGCUUUGCAUUAUGUUGAUAAGUUACUGACUGACACCUGUUGGGGGAUGGGGGUUAGGCAGUCUGUCAGUUAAUUUGAGCAUUGGAAAAGGAGCUACAGUAUAAACACUGCAAUGUAAAUUUGACAUUGAGCGCUAAAGCUGUUAUUUUAGCAAUUUUCCCUAAAGUCGGCCUUCCAAAGUGUUUGGAUGUGAUGUACAACUGUGCAUGGUGUGAAUAUGCUUGCAAAGCACAUCAACUGGUACCAUGCUGUAAUUGUUGUCGCUGGACUGCUUCAGUGUUUUCUGUGACUCCAAACCAGUCAACUUCUCAAAAGUAAUUCCACCAUGCAGAUAUUUCUUAAAAUGUAUUUUUUUUAGUUUUUUUUAUCAGUACCACUUAUGUUUUGAUUGAAAAAGAUGGAUACAUUGUGUAAUCCAAAACUACAUUUUCUGCUAAUUCUUCUUCUUUAAGUAAUCAGACAAAUAAUUACACUGUGAAAAGUUGCCUUUUCAAUGAUUGUGCUAAGUAUGUUGGUUUGUAGGAGGGUAACCCCCUCCAUAUAAGAACCUAUCCCAAUGUGGAUAUCACCAACUGGUUUGAAUGUAAAUCUAAAAAUAUAUUUCUUAAUUUGUAGAUAUCUUUUCUCAAUGAAUGAACCCUGGGUUUCUCAGAAAAUAAAAAAUGUUGUCUGAGUAGAGACAAUGUCUGCUGUAUUGUGAGAUAUAUGAUGAAAAUAACUGGUGUAAAGACAGCUGUUAUCACUUUUUUCAAUUACAUUAAGAACCAAUAUGGAAUUCAGUAUACUUUGUUCUCAUACAAAACUUUGGAAACAUUUCAGUUGACUUUAUAUGAUCCCUGCGUUAGUAAGAAAGACUACAUCAAACAAUCUGUCAUUUAAUAUAUUUUUUAAUAAUGGUUAAUUCAGAAGUUUCUUAAUGUUAAGAGAGCCUUAGGAGUCACAUUGUCUAUUGCAGGCACUGAAACUCGAAAACUAAAUCUCAAACUACUCACUAGUCCUUGGAAAUGCUUGAAUAUUUGGAUUACAAUAUGUAGACGAUAAAUAUUAUACGUAAAUCUGGGAUGGUGCAUUUAGUAUAUGUUACAUUAGGCAACAUUAUAUCAGAAUUGUAUUAUAUGAUAUGAAUUAGAUUUUUUUUUAGGUAUUAAUUCCCAAUUGUGUUUCCCAGGCUAUUGUACAUACAGUAUUAGCCUGGAACAACAACCAAUAAAAAAUUUAAGACAGAGUCAAAGCCCUAGCAAACCGCCAUUGUAUUUAAAUGUAAAAGCGCUCACCGCUGCCCCAAAUGGCCGUAUUAAAAGUUACAUACACUAAUUGGAGUGUCACAGAUUUACAUAUACUAUGCUAAGUCGAUUCUCUAAGACUGGCUUGAUUUGUUCCAUUUUAUCUGGCUUUGCAAAAUUUAGACUGAGCACCUAAUCUAUCCAAACAAAGUAUUCACAAUGCAAUGUGCUUGAUUCAGAUGAUUGUAAUUGUGUUGUCAUUUAGAGUCUGCUUAAGCCCUUGUACAAGUUUGAAAGUCUUGUUUGUAAAUAUUGCUUUUCACCUUUUUGUAAAUAAAGCAAAGAUAGUACUG
This is a messenger RNA of Esox lucius (northern pike), 5053 nucleotides long. It is a transcript of the gene rap1gapb, whose product is annotated as rap1 GTPase-activating protein 1. The coding region runs from base 424 to 2571 and encodes 715 amino acids. The transcript is spliced from 24 exons. Gene Ontology annotation, cellular component: cytoplasm. The record is from RefSeq and is a predicted model, not a curated record. Gene Ontology annotation, molecular function: GTPase activator activity. Gene Ontology annotation, biological process: regulation of small GTPase mediated signal transduction; activation of GTPase activity. NCBI's taxonomy places the organism in Eukaryota, Metazoa, Chordata, Actinopteri, Esociformes, Esocidae.